AUGGAUAGGGAAGGCCCUCCUACCAAGAAGAGGAGAUUCUUUACAGAAAAAUCGGAAACCCUCGAUACCUCUUCAACACAAGAGGCUUCACUGCACAACGGGAGCGACGCGUUAUCCACGGCAGCGGAAGAAAAUGGAGGAGAUGUGCCAAAUGGAACCGGAAUAGCAGAACCUCGAAAUUCACAUGCGGAAAAAGAAGAUGUGAAUCAUGCUAACAGCCAUGCUCUCGGUUUUGACCGGGACACUUUCGAAAGCUUCGUUGGAGACAGAGUAGCACCCGACGUGUUGAGGCGAUUACGGGAGGCGUCUGGGGAUAAUAUGGAGAGAGCCGUCAAUAUGUAUUUUGACGGAUCGUGGAAGACUGCUGCGACGAUAUCUGGGCCUUCUCGCAACGAUUCGAACCCUAGACCUUUAGCCAUUAACGGCUUUACGAAGCCGACCACGAGUGGCAAUGGGACUCAGACCUCCACAAUGAGAACCGAAAGUCCCAAAGCCUCACUGCGAGAUGCAAUGCCAGAUUAUAGAUAUGUUGGUGCGUUCGGGGUGGGGGCCUGGGCAACAAGGAGUGGCACGGCUUUGAUUAAGCAUGGAGAGGUCGUUCGUAUUGAACGUCAGAAGAUACAACCACCCAAGGCACACAUUGGUAGAGGAAGAGGAAGGCUGGCCGUUCCUCAAACUCCUCCAAAACCGAGCAAUGCUGCCGCCAAGCGAGUGGAUGUUGUUGUGCGGUUUACAAACUCGAGGGGAGAGGAGGUUGGCCGAUUACCUCGAGAAACAGCCAAUUGGGUUUCAACUUUGAUUGAUCAGAAAGUCUGCAGAUUCGAAGGUAUCUGCGUUUACGCUCCGGAAAGGAUAAGGACCAACGACACUAUAUUUCUGCAAUUACGCUGUUCGUUACUCAAGACCGCAUUCGACACUGGCGGCUUCAAGCCAUCGGAUAAUAGGACGACCGGUUUAUUUGCCGAAAAGGAGACAUCAGAAGAGAAGGAUUUGCGACUGCGACAAGUGGCUCUUGUGAAGUUGUUUGACGAGGUGAAUUUAUUACCAUCUAAGACCUCAGCCACGACCGCGAAACAUAAACGUGACGGUUUACUUCAAGCAGCGGAGAUAGCGGAACAGUAUGAGAAUAAACAGACCAAAAAGGGGCAAUCUAGUGAAAACCCAGGGUCUUCUCCUCCAUCCGAAGAAGCUGAGGAGGGAAAAGAACUCGAGCAAGAUCAAUUAGAUACACUUUACAAGAAGGCGCAGUCCUUCGAUUUCGAUGCGCCGGCGGCUGAACCAGCAGAGACGUUUGCCAUGGAUCUGCGGCAUUAUCAAAAGCAAGCUUUACACUGGAUGAUAUCCAAGGAAAAAGACGAGAAGGAUGAGAGUAGAGAGGUCUCGAUGCAUCCUCUCUGGGAAGAAUACCUCUGGCCCACCAAGGAUAUGGAGGACAAAGAAUUGCCUCAAGUUGUAAACCAGGAAAGAUUCUACGUUAAUCCCUAUUCCGGCGAGCUUUCACUCGAUUUCCCUGUCCAAGAACAACAUUGUCUGGGAGGCAUCCUCGCCGAUGAGAUGGGACUGGGCAAGACUAUUGAGAUGAUGAGCUUAAUUCACUCUCAUAAGUCUGAAAUUGCUGCAACGCUGACAAAGUCACCUCCAAAUUCCGUUAAAAAUCUUCCAAGAUUUGUUUCCCGUAUGAACUCUGUUGAACGAGCGCCAUGCACUACUCUCGUUGUAGCGCCAAUGUCACUUCUUGCUCAGUGGCAGAGCGAGGCCGAGAAUGCUUCGAAGGAGGGCACUUUGAAAAGCAUGGUGUAUUAUGGGAACGACAAAACUAGUAACCUUCAAGCCUUAUGCUGCGAGGCCAACGCUGCUUCGGCGCCCAAUGUGAUCAUAACCAGCUACGGUGUCAUACUUUCGGAGUUCAACCAAGUGGUUGCCAGAAACGGGGACAGAGGAACAGGAAUAUUUUCUUUGAGAUACUUCCGUGUGAUAUUGGAUGAAGCUCAUCAUAUCAAGAAUAGGAUGGCUAAGAGCUCUAAGGCGUGCUAUGAAAUUGAAGCCGAGCAUCGAUGGGUGUUGACUGGCACUCCUAUCGUCAAUCGACUAGAAGACCUCUUCAGUUUAGUCCGCUUCCUGAGAGUAGAGCCUUGGAACAAUUUCUCAUUCUGGAAGACCUUUAUUACAGUCCCAUUCGAGUCCAAAGAUUUUAUGCGGGCUCUUGAUGUUGUUCAAACUGUUCUGGAACCCCUUGUCUUGCGAAGGACGAAGGACAUGAAAACACCCACGGGCGAGGCGUUGGUGCCUUUGCCUCCAAAGACUAUCGAUAUCGUUGAGAUCGAGCUUUCAAAGCCCGAACGAGAGGUCUACGAUCAUAUUUUUACACGCGCGAAACGCGCUUUUGCAGCCAACGUUGAAGCCGGAACAGUUAUGAAAGCCUAUACCAGUAUCUUUGCCCAGAUUCUCCGACUUCGCCAAUCCUGCUGCCAUCCUAUCCUAACCCGCAAUCGAGACAUCGUUGCAGAUGAAGAAGAAGCUGCCGAAGUAGCUAACGCAGCCAGUGGGCUGGAAGACGAUAUGGACCUGCAAUCCCUGAUCGAGCGCUUCACUGCAGCCACAGAAGACUCUACUGAUGCAAAUCGGUUUGGCGCUCAUGUGCUCGAGCAAAUACGUGACGAGGCUGAGAACGAAUGCCCAAUCUGCGCAGAAGAGCCAAUGAUCGAGCAGACUGUCACAGGAUGCUGGCACUCGGCCUGUAAAAAAUGCCUUCUGGACUACAUAACGCAUCAAACGGACAAAGGCGAAUCGCCUCGCUGCUUCAACUGCAGAGAAGUUAUCAAUUCCCGCGAUAUAUUUGAGGUAGUCAGGGAUGAGGGGCAUCCUGACAGCUUGGAUGGGAAGCCCAAAAUCAGCUUGCAGAGAUUGGGAUCCAACUCCUCUGCUAAAAUCGGUGCGCUUCUUAACCAUCUCAAAGCUUUGAGAAGAGACCUUCCAGGUACCAAGUCUGUGGUCUUCAGCCAAUUCACAUCCUUCCUCUCUCUCAUCGAACCCGCUCUCACCCGCGCCUCCAUUCCUUUUCUCCGACUCGACGGCUCGAUGAGCCAGAAGGCCCGUGCUGCCGUUCUCACUGAGUUUGCUACAUCCAAGAAAGGAAUAGUUCUCCUCCUCAGUUUGCGAGCUGGUGGCGUAGGCUUGAACCUGACGAUGGCGAAGAGGGUGUAUAUGAUGGAUCCAUGGUGGAGUUUCGCCGUCGAGGCUCAGGCUAUUGAUCGCGUGCACCGCAUGGGGCAAGUAGACGAGGUCAAGGUUUGCAGGUUCAUCGUAAAGGAAAGUGUGGAAGAGAGGAUGCUGAAGGUCCAGGACCGCAAGAAGUUUAUUGCAAGCUCACUUGGUAUGAUGAGCGAUGAAGAAAAGAAGCUGCAGCGGAUUGAGGAUAUCAAGGAGUUGCUGAGUUGA
Messenger RNA from Amorphotheca resinae ATCC 22711, 3438 nucleotides. RefSeq lists its product as hypothetical. The transcript is spliced from 2 exons. Gene Ontology annotation, molecular function: ATP binding; hydrolase activity, acting on acid anhydrides, in phosphorus-containing anhydrides; zinc ion binding. Lineage: Eukaryota; Fungi; Ascomycota; Leotiomycetes; Helotiales; Amorphothecaceae. The record is from RefSeq and is a predicted model, not a curated record. The coding region runs from base 1 to 3438 and encodes 1145 amino acids.